ACUGCUGUUUCGAUACAUUCUAUCGUCCAGCCACAACAACACCGUGUCGCGUAAUUUUUCCCUCUUGUUUAUUAAAUUUUGCGCAGCGCAUCCAAUUGUAAAUACUCAGCUCUUGCCGAAAGAUACGGAAACGCAAGAGGCGGAGGCGCGCAGCAACGGCAGCACGAACGGGUCAUCGAUCGCGCGGACAGUGAAGUGCUACCAACUAGGCGAAGCAGCCAACUCAAGUACAAAAGCCUCGCACACCGCCAGCCACUCAAUAAGUGCAAGUUUGCAAGGUUCUCGCCAGACUUACGGUCGCCACCCUCGAAAAAGCACUCGUACUAGGACGCAGGAGUGGAGGCGAGAGACACACGUACGCGGAUACCCUGCACCAGACACCCUACAACAUGGCUGCCAGCAACUUGCGACAGAUCCCGCUCACCUGCAGCGGGCAUACGCGGCCCGUGGUCCACCUGGACUUCAGCGACAUCUGCGACAGCGGCUACUUUCUCAUCUCGGCCUGCAAAGAUGGCAGCCCGAUGCUGCGGCACGGCGACACCGGCGACUGGGUGGGCACCUUCGAGGGCCACAAGGGCGCCGUGUGGAACGCCACCCUCAACCGGAACGCCACGCUGGCCGCCUCGGGAGCGGCCGACUUCACCGGCAAGGUGUGGAAUGCGGUGAGCGGGGCCGAGAUCCACAGCUUCCAGCACAAGCACAUCGUCAAGAGCGUGGCCUUCGACAUGGAUUCCGAGAACAUUGUGACUGGCAGCAACGAGAAGCUGGUGCGGGUCUUCAAUCUGGAGCAGCCCGAGGCGCAGCCGGAGGAGUACGCUGGCCACACGGGGGCCAUCAAGCGGGCGCUCUUCUGCCGCGGCGACAAGUGCAUCAUCUCGGCGGCCGAGGACAAGACGGUGCGCCUGUGGGACCGCAUGACGGGCAUCGAGGUGCAGCGCCUGCAGUUCAACAGCAACCCCAACAGCCUGGAGAUCUCCAGCGACAAUCACAUACUGACCAUAUCGCACGGCUCCUCGAUUAGCUUCUGGGAGAUCGACACGCUUAAGAAGCUGAAGGAGGUGAAAGUGCCGACGAACGUGGCGUCGGCCAGUUUGCAUCCGGAUAAGCAUGUCUUUGUCUGCGGCGGCGAGGACUUCAAGAUGUACAAAUUCGACUAUAUCACAGGCAACGAAAUCGAAUCCUUCAAGGGCCACUUCGGGCCCGUGCACAGCGUGAAAUUCAGCCCCGAUGGGGAGCUCUACGCCAGCGGCUCCGAGGACGGCACUCUGCGGCUGUGGCAGACCACCGUGGGCAAGACCUACGGCUUGUGGAAGUGCACCGAGCCCACGGACCUGGGCAACUCCAUCAGCUCGCCGCGCGAGGUGCAGGCGAACUGAUGUUGGCGCAGCAGGAGUCGCUGCUACACGGCCCACGCUGCACCGGCGACGCAGCGCAAGGGCACUUGAUUCGGAGCUACGGCUGAGAUCUGUCCGAUUAUCAAAAGAACAACUCGUACUGUGGGCUACAAUAACGAUUCUUCAUAUUCCAACGCUGAACUCUCUCAUUGGCAUUAAAUGAUAAUCACACACAAACUACAUUGUGAAAUGCAAUAGAAAUAAAUAACUUAAGUGUCGCAUUUGUGACGUGAA
Molecule: messenger RNA, 1628 nt
Organism: Drosophila biarmipes
Lineage: Eukaryota; Metazoa; Arthropoda; Insecta; Diptera; Drosophilidae
Gene: wmd
Product: serine-threonine kinase receptor-associated protein
Exons: 3
Coding region: 390-1376 (328 amino acids)
Biological process (GO): spliceosomal snRNP assembly
Cellular component (GO): SMN complex
Molecular function (GO): RNA binding; protein binding
Source: RefSeq, a predicted model, not a curated record